This is a messenger RNA of Anolis carolinensis (green anole), 1703 nucleotides long. Its product is annotated as histone H4. Gene Ontology annotation, biological process: nucleosome assembly. The transcript has a single exon. Gene Ontology annotation, molecular function: protein heterodimerization activity; structural constituent of chromatin; DNA binding. Gene Ontology annotation, cellular component: nucleosome. The coding region runs from base 60 to 371 and encodes 103 amino acids. NCBI's taxonomy places the organism in Eukaryota, Metazoa, Chordata, Lepidosauria, Squamata, Anolidae. The record is from RefSeq and is a predicted model, not a curated record.
CCGCCGCUGCUUUCACUAGUUCUUUGUUUCUGGAGGAGAGAGGUAGUUUACUUGCUGUCAUGUCUGGUCGCGGGAAAGGCGGAAAGGGUCUCGGGAAAGGAGGAGCCAAGAGGCACCGCAAAGUCCUCCGGGAUAACAUCCAAGGCAUCACCAAGCCAGCCAUUCGCCGCUUGGCUCGCCGCGGAGGUGUCAAGCGUAUUUCGGGCUUGAUCUACGAGGAAACCCGGGGCGUCCUGAAGGUCUUCCUGGAGAAUGUGAUCCGCGAUGCUGUGACUUACACCGAACACGCCAAGAGGAAGACCGUCACCGCCAUGGAUGUGGUCUAUGCCCUGAAGCGCCAGGGCCGCACUCUGUACGGAUUUGGCGGCUAAGUUUAGGAAAGACAUCUAAAUCAACUCAAAGGCCCUUAUCAGGGCCGCCCACACUUUCACCAAAAGAACUGAGGUUACUUAAGGAGGUGCCAGAAAAGAUUUCUGAAUUAAUACAACUGAAGCUUUUAUAGAAUUUAGGGAAGAUUGCAAGAAGUCUACAUCUUGGGUUGCUGUGAGUUUUCUGGGCUGUAUGGCCAUGUUCUAGAAGCAUUCUCUCCUGACGUUUUGACCACAUCUAUGGCAGGCAUCCUCGAGUUGUGAGGUCUGUUGGAAACUAGGAAAGUGAGGUUUAUAUAAGUAUCAAAGGUACAGGGUGGGUGAAAGAACUCUUGUCUGUUGGAGGCAAGUGUGGAUGUUGCAGUUGGCCAGCUUGAUUAGCAUUGAAUGGCCCUGCAGCUUCCUGCCUGGGGGAAUCCUUUGUUGGGAGAUGUUAACUGGCUCUGAUUGUUUCCUGGUUUGAUUGACGUACUUCAGUGCUUUGUAAUCAUAGCAGCUGUAGUUUGGGGAGGCACCAGCACUAGCAGAGAAGGCUUAAGACCUUAAAACUACAAGUUGCACAUUCAAUUGCAUUAAGCAAUGGCAGUUUAAAGUGUCAAACUGCAUUAAUUCUACAGUGUAGGCACACCCCCAGAGUUUAUUUAUAAGGGUAUAUUUAUAUAGUUGGAGUCUAGUAUGCUUCAUUUAAUCCUCUCAACCAGCCUCCAUUGUCUUACCUUCCAGGCUCUUGCUUGGAACCGGUUUUUGGCUUUUUUAAUGCUAUUUUCUAAGUUCAGCCUGGUUUUUUUCUUCCUCAUUCCUCACAAACUAUUCCUCAAUCUCUUCAAGACUGCUUUUAAGAGGAAACUGAAAAAUGAACAAAAUUUGGCUGCCAGUAUUUUUUAAAAAAACUCUAAAAUCAGGACAGCAAAUAAAGAACAACAUCCAAAAAUGGGAAUUCCAAAUAGGAAACAAUCAGGGCCAGCUAACACCUUCCAAAAAAGUUUUAAGUUACUACAUGGCCCCCCAGGCAGGAAGCAGCCAGGUUUUGAAGCUGCGAUGCCAUUCAAUGUUAAUCAAGCCGGCCAAACUGCAACAUUCGCACUUGCCUCAAACAAAGAGUUCUUUCCCCCAACCUUCACUUUCCAGAUAUAUUCCACAGAUAUAUCAACCCCAAUUGCCUAGUUUCAAACAGACCUCACAACCUCUGAGGAUGCCUGCCAUAGAUGUGGGUGAAACAUCAGCAGAGAAUGCUGCUGGAACAUGGCCAUACAGCCUAGAAAGCUCACAGCAAUCCACUCAUUUUUGUUUAAAUGCACCUAUUCCCUGGAAAGUAAAGAAACUUGCAAAGAUAAA